GCAUUAUUUCAUUAAUUGCCUACUAACCGUUUGUUGAGAAGAAGCCCUGGGUACAAGCGUUUAGCCUCGCUGUUUUCUUCCUAAAUUCUAGCAGUUGGGGAAGCAGGGGAGUAGUAACCGCACAAAGAAGUUCCUCUCUUUUUACCGGGAAGCAACUCCUCUCCUCCCCAUUUCCAAUCUUUCUCGCAAUUUUCAUCUGCGGCCAUGGCUUCCGAGGAUUUCACAGACAAGAACUCUGUGUUCAAGAAGCUCAAAGCGAGGUCCGAUAACAAGAUGUGUUUUGAUUGCAAUGCGAAGAACCCUAGUUGGGCUUCUGUUACAUAUGGGAUAUUCCUCUGCAUGGAUUGCUCGGCUUUUCACCGCAGCCUCGGCGUGCACAUCAGCUUCGUGAGGUCAACUAAUUUGGAUUCAUGGAGUCCUGAGCAGCUUAGAAUGAUGGCUUUCGGCGGCAACAAUCGUGCACAUGUCUUCUUUAAGCAACAUGGAUGGACAGAUGGUGGUAAAAUUGAGGCAAAGUAUGCUUCAAGAGCAGCUGAAAUAUAUAGGCAAAUACUGUCUAAAGAAGUUGCUAAAAGCAUGGAAGAAGAUGCCAUGUUACCUUCUUUAUCAGUUAAGGAAGCAUCAUUACAAAAGCCUGCUAAUGGUCUUAAGGAGCUUGAGGCUGCCCAUAUGUUGGAACAAAAUCCAGUGAACAAUCAUGGAGGUGCAGAGACUGCUCAUUCUCCUAAAGCAACUAAUUCACCGGUGAUCAAUUUUGUUAAAAAGCCCAUUAGCAGUAAAAAACCUGGAAGCAAGAGCGGUGGCCUUGGCGUUAGAAAACUUACUACAAAGCAAAAUGAAAGUUUGUAUGACCAGAAGCCUGAAAAUUCUGAACCAGCAGUAUCGUCAUUGGCUAGUCAGACAAAUGGAUCAUCCUUGUCAUCUCGGAUCGAGUAUGUUGAAAGCAAGCCAGCUGCUGAAACCAUUUCUGAAGUUGCCAAAAAAAGUGGACAUGUAGCCCCUCCAAAAUCCUCAAAUUUCUUUGAUGAAUUUGGAAUGGACGGUAGAUAUCAGAAAAAAAUGAGCUCUACCUUAUCAAAAAUUGAGGAAAGCAAUGAAGCAAGACUGAAGUUUUCUAAUGCAAAAUCUAUUUCAUCUGCACAAUUUUUUGGAGAACAGAAUAAGACAAUUGGCAAAGAGGAUAAGAUUGUCUUGCAGAAAUUUAGGGGUGCAACAUCCAUUUCCAGUGCAGAUAUUUUUGGUAAUGAUGCUGGCGAUUCUCAUCUUGAUCUGGCUGCAGCUGACCUCAUCAACCGGCUCUCCUUCCAGGCAUCUCAAGAUAUAUCUUCUCUUAAGAACAUGGCUGGUGAGACGAGUAAGAAGCUGACUUCUCUAGCUUCCAGUUUGAUGAAUGAUUUGCAAGAAAGAAUCCUUUGAGGGUUACAAAUGUAAAUUCAAUUUACUGUCUUAUCAAAAUUGAUAUCAGUUGUUGUUAAAAGUGAUUAAGUUGUGUCGUCUAUUCAUUCCACCAUUGUAUUCAUGAAGCUUCAUGACCGAUCUUUUUCGGUUUAUUUUUUCUUUUUUAUUUUUUUA
This is a messenger RNA of Phalaenopsis equestris, 1572 nucleotides long. Its product is annotated as probable ADP-ribosylation factor GTPase-activating protein AGD8. The coding region runs from base 205 to 1416 and encodes 403 amino acids. Gene Ontology annotation, molecular function: GTPase activator activity. Gene Ontology annotation, biological process: COPI coating of Golgi vesicle. The transcript is spliced from 7 exons. Lineage: Eukaryota; Viridiplantae; Streptophyta; Magnoliopsida; Asparagales; Orchidaceae. The record is from RefSeq and is a predicted model, not a curated record.